Messenger RNA from Pungitius pungitius (ninespine stickleback), 3842 nucleotides. Its product is annotated as disco-interacting protein 2 homolog C. The transcript is spliced from 27 exons. NCBI's taxonomy places the organism in Eukaryota, Metazoa, Chordata, Actinopteri, Perciformes, Gasterosteidae. The record is from RefSeq and is a predicted model, not a curated record. The coding region runs from base 191 to 3712 and encodes 1173 amino acids.
GCAUCCAGCUUGACGCUCGGUUCGCGCAGGGAGCCGCACGCAGAGACACUUCGGUCCUCUGACUUUGGAUAUUUUUGGGGGGUUUCGAGGAGAAAGAAGCCCCGAAGAGAGAGAGCGAGAGAGAGAGGGAGGGGGGAAGCAACGAGAAGAACAGAGAUUUACUCCGGUGGGGGGGUUCCUCACGGCGGGAAUGGCGGACCGGGACCCGGUGCCGCUCACUGCGGAGGUUCGGGCCAGACUGGCCGAGCUGGAGCUGGAGUUAUCCGAGGGUGACAUCACACAGAAGGGCUAUGAGAAGAAGAGAUCCAAGCUGAUUGGAGCCUUCUUCCCACAAGCACCAGGAAUGGACCCGUCCAUGGGCCAGGAGAGGAGACCCCCAGUCACCCCGUCCUCGUCCUCCCGGUACCACCGCCGGCGGUCCUCUGGCUCCAGAGACGAGCGCUACCGAUCGGAUGUGCACACGGAGGCGGUGCAGGCCGCCCUGGCCAAGCACAAAGAGAGGAAGAUGGCGGUGCCGAUGCCUUCGAAGCGCCGCUCGCUGGUGGUCCAGACCUCGAUGGACGCCUACACGCCGCCAGACACCUCCUCGGGGUCAGAGGGCGAGGUCCAGGGCGACGAAGAGGAGGGAGUAGAGGAAGAGGACGGAGGAGGAGGAGGAGGAGGAGGAACCUCGUCCAGCCGGGAGGGGAACAUCAGCAUGGAGCGCUGGAUAAACAGGGCCAUCCACGGCACCUCCUCCACCACCACCACCUCCUCCACGGCCUCCUCCUCCUCCUCCUCCUCCACACGCAGCGGCGGCAGCGGGGCGGCCGGGGGCCGGCUGGCCGACGUCCUGUCCCAACACGCCCACCACCGCCGCCAGCACCACCGCCCGCACCACCACCGCAAGACAGAGAACCACUCCGCCCCCCCAGACGUCACCGGCUACACCAGCAGCGCCCCCGAGGGGAUCCAGGUGGAGCGGGCGCCGGGCGCCGGCCCCGCGGCCCCGAGGCCGACGCCCAAGUACGGCAACGCCGAGCUGAUGGAGACGGGAGACGGCGUUCCCGUCAGCAGCAGAGUCUCAGCUAAGAUUCAGCAACUCGUCAACACGCUGAAGAGACCCAAGCGGCCCCCGCUCAGGGAGUUCUUUGUGGACGACUUCGAGGAGCUCCUGGAAGUCCAGCAGCCGGACCCCAACCAGCCCAAGGCGGAGGGCGCCCAGAUGGCGGCCUCGCGCGGCGAGCAGCUGGGCGUGGUGACCAACUGGCCCCCCUCCCUGGAGGCGGCCCUGCAGAGGUGGGGCACCAUCUCCCCGAAGGCCCCCUGCCUGACCACCAUGGACACCAACGGCAAGCCGCUCCACGUGCUCACCUACGGGAAGCUGUGGUCCAGAAGUGUGAAGGUGGCCUUCAACCUGCUGCACAAACUGGGAACCAAGCAGGAGCCGCUGGUGCGACCUGGAGACCGGGUGGCGCUGGUCUUCCCCAACAACGACCCCGCCGCCUUCAUGGCGUCAUUCUACGGCUGCCUGCUGGCCGAGGUCGUCCCCGUCCCCAUCGAGGUGCCGCUGUCCAGGAAGGACGCCGGCAGCCAGCAGAUCGGCUUCCUGUUGGGCAGCUGUGGGGUCACGGUGGCUCUGACCAGCGACGCCUGCCACAAAGGGUUACCCAAGGGCCCCACCGGGGAGAUCCCCCAGUUCAAAGGUUGGCCCAAGCUGCUGUGGUUCGUCACGGAGUCCAAACACCUCUCCAAACCGCCCCGGGACUGGUUCCCCCACAUCAAGGACGCCAACCAGGACACGGCCUACAUCGAGUAUAAGACGUGCAAGGACGGCAGCGUGCUGGGUGUGACGGUGAUGAGGGUCGCGAUGCUCACCCACUGCCAGGCGCUCACUCAGUGCUGCUCCUACACAGAGGCUGAGACCAUAGUGAAUGUAUUGGACUUCAAGAAGGACGUGGGACUGUGGCACGCCGUCCUCACUAGCGUCAUGAACAUGAUGCAUGUCCUCAGUAUUCCCUACGCCCUCAUGAAGGUCAACCCUCUGUCCUGGAUCCAAAAGGUCUGCCAGCACAAAGCCAAGGUGGCGUGUGUGAAGUCCCGGGACAUGCACUGGUCCCUGGUGGCCCACCGCGAGCAGCGGGACGUCAGCCUGAGCUCGCUGCGCAUGCUGGUGGUGGCGGACGGGUCCAAUCCCUGGUCGAUCUCGUCAUGUGACGCCUUCCUCAACGUCUUCCAGACCAAAGGUUUGAAGCCGGAGGUCAUUUGUCCCUGUGCGAGCUCCCCCGAGGCCCUGACUGUGGCUUUAAGGAGGCCCGUGGAGGAGGGCACCACCCCCCCCGGCCGCGGCGUGCUGUCCAUGCAGGGCCUGAGUCACGGCGUGAUCCGGGUCGACUCGGAGGAGAAGCUGUCCGUCCUCACGCUGCAGGACGUGGGCGCCGUGAUGCCCGGAGGCCUGAUGUGCGUGGUGAAGCCGGACGGCGUCCCUCAGCUCUGCAGGACCGACGAGAUCGGGGAGCUGUGCGUGUGUACCGUUGCCACGGGAACCUCCUACUACGGCCUGGCCGGCAUGACCAAGACCACCUUUGAGGUUUUCCCGGUGACCAGCGGGGGGGCCCCCGUGGGGGAGUUUCCCUUCACCAGGACGGGCCUGCUGGGCUUCAUCGGCCCGGCGGGGCUGAUCUUCGUGGCGGGGAAGAUGGACGGGCUGAUGGUGGUCGGCGGGCGGCAGCACAACGCCGACGACAUCGUGGCCACGGCGCUCGCCGUGGAGCCCAUGAAGUUCGUCUACCGGGGCCGGAUCGCGGUGUUCUCCGUCACGGUGCUCCACGACGAGAGGAUCGUGGUGGUGGCGGAGCAGCGGCCCGACGCCACGGAGGAAGACAGCUUCCAGUGGAUGAGCCGAGUCCUGCAGGCGAUAGACGGCAUCCACCAGGUGGGGGUGUACUGCCUGGCCCUGGUGCCCUCCAACACCCUGCCCAAGACUCCCCUGGGUGGCAUCCACCUGUCGGAGACCAAGCAGCUCUUCCUGGAGGGGGCGCUGCACCCCUGCAACGUGCUCAUGUGUCCGCACACCUGCGUCACCAACCUGCCCAAACCGAGGCAGAAACAACCAGAGAUCGGCCCUGCGUCCGUCAUGGUGGGGAAUCUGGUGUCGGGGAAGAGGAUCGCUCAGGCCAGCGGGCGGGAUCUGGGUCAGAUAGAAGACAAUGACCAGGCAAGGAAGUUCCUCUUCCUGUCCGAGGUGUUACAGUGGAGAGCCCAGACCACACCGGACCACGUCCUGUACACACUGCUCAACUCCAGGGGUACGAUAGCCAGCUCUCUGACUUGUGUUCAGCUGCAUAAGAGGGCGGAGAAGAUCGCCGGCCUUCUGGCUGAACGAGGCCACCUGCAGGACGGAGACCACGUUGCACUGGUCUACCCUCCAGGUAUCGACCUCAUCGUGGCGUUCUACGGCUGCCUUUACGCCGGCUGUGUUCCCAUCACGGUGCGACCGCCUCACCCGCAGAACAUCGCCACCACGCUGCCCACCGUCAAGAUGAUCGUGGAGGUGAGCCGGUCGGUGUGCGUGAUGACCACGCAGCUCAUCUUCAAGCUGCUGAGGUCCAAGGAGGCCUCGGCCGCCGUGGACGUCCGGUCCUGGCCCCCCGUCCUGGACACAGGUACACACACACACACACACACACACAAUUUACUAAAUGAACAUCAUGUUGUAUUCAAGAAGACCUGAAACUAGAGACUGAGACCAUAAACUCAAGUUUACAAUGUUUACUGAUGGAAUAAAUCAAGAGAGAAGUAGAGUCAUUUCCUCAUAGACGUCUAUGGGAGCAGAGGAGUCGCCCCCUGCUGGUCACUACACA